GGCCAUUUGAUUUUUGUGCUGCGUCCGCUAUAAACCCUACGGUCGCCUGUUCCCCUCUCCGACGCUCACAAUCGAAGAAGAGAAAGAGGGGAGGAUUGCGAAGGAGUUGGGUGCGGAUCCAUGGAUUUACAGCUGAGCGAUCUCGAUCGGUUGGUGUUAUUCGAGCAGGAGCGCCAGGCGGCCGAGUUGGCCUGCACCGCCAACCCCCGUGAUGCCGAUAAUCUCACGAAGUGGGGGAGUGCGCUUCUGGAUCUAUCACCUUUUCAGAAAAACCCCGAGGAUAUGGUGAAAGGCUCUUAUUUAUGCAUUCGAACCGUGUUCUGAUAAAUAAUAACACAAAUGAUAAAAGAAAUCGCAGCUCUAGAAGUUUAGUAGAUCUUUUGUUUCUGUAUAUCAUUAUGAUCGAUGAUCCCUCGUAAAUUAUUUUUUGCAGAUGCCAUAAUGAAACUGGAACAAGCCUUGGAGGUGGAUCCUGAAAGGCAUGCCACACUAUUCAUCUUGGGGAAUGCCCAUAGUCAGCAAGGGUUCUUCAACCCUAAUGAACAGGUUUCUUUGGGUUGCUUUGACAAGGCAACUCAAUGCUUCGAGCAGGCUGUGAAAUUGGACCCUGGAAAUGAGAUGUACCUGAUGUCAUUGGAUUCAAUAAGCAAGGCACCUGAGUUGCGCCAAGAAAUCCAAUUUCAUAUGGCUAAUCAACAGGUUUCCCAGGAGACAGCUUCCCCUGUCAGAAAGAAGGAGCCCAAGGAGAGUGAUAUGAAGUAUGAUAUACUUGGCUGGGUAAUUCUUGGGAUAGGAUUUGCUGCAUGGAUUGGAAUGGCUAAAUCACAUCCUCCUCCUCCUCCUCCUCCUCCAAGAUAAUAGUUGUAAAGAUGUAGAGCUUCUGACCUCCUAGUGAGGUGAACAUUCUGUGAUACAUAACAGAUCACUUAGCAAUGAUUUUGGUAGCAAAUUUGGACCAGAGUGUACAGCUUUAUAAAUUACUGUAUUUGAACUUUUUUUUAAAAAAAAAAAACAGAGCCCUGGAA
Messenger RNA from Zingiber officinale, 1025 nucleotides. Its product is annotated as mitochondrial import receptor subunit TOM20-like. Gene Ontology annotation, biological process: protein insertion into mitochondrial outer membrane. The coding region runs from base 406 to 858 and encodes 150 amino acids. The record is from RefSeq and is a predicted model, not a curated record. NCBI's taxonomy places the organism in Eukaryota, Viridiplantae, Streptophyta, Magnoliopsida, Zingiberales, Zingiberaceae. Gene Ontology annotation, cellular component: mitochondrial outer membrane translocase complex. Gene Ontology annotation, molecular function: protein binding. The transcript has 5 exons.